AUGGAUAUCAGUUUCGGUCUCAAAAUCUCGCUGGAGACCCCAAUACUCCUAACCUCAAACCCACAAUCACCAAUUGUAUUGCCCCUCACAGUCUUCAUUCAAAAUGAAAACCAAUACCCAGUCACAAUCGUCAAAUGGAAUACCCCACUAGACCCUAUUGCCGGAUCUUUAGAUAUUUUCCAUAUCUGUGAUACAACAAGCGGAGAAACACUGGCAGCCGACACCAUCAAAAUUUCACGGAAGCUCCCCGCCUCACACAAUGACUUGGUGCAGAUUGAUGGUGGACAAACAAUACAAUGCCAGCAUGAUCUUACUGGAUUGAAUUUCCAGAAAGAUCACGAAUACUCUAUUCGCGCCCAGGGAACUUGGCAUGCGGUUUGGAAAUGCCCGCUUGCCGAUGUCACUGCAUCCCAAAUACAAACCUUGACCGGGGAUAAGCGCGGGGAAUUUCAGUCUGAGUUUGCGGUCUUUACGGUCAAAUGA
Messenger RNA from Penicillium malachiteum, 483 nucleotides. RefSeq lists its product as uncharacterized. NCBI's taxonomy places the organism in Eukaryota, Fungi, Ascomycota, Eurotiomycetes, Eurotiales, Aspergillaceae. Bases 1 to 483 code for a protein of 160 amino acids. The transcript has a single exon. The record is from RefSeq and is a predicted model, not a curated record.